Neurospora tetrasperma FGSC 2508 is the source of this 1013-nucleotide messenger RNA. RefSeq lists its product as uncharacterized. The record is from RefSeq and is a predicted model, not a curated record. NCBI's taxonomy places the organism in Eukaryota, Fungi, Ascomycota, Sordariomycetes, Sordariales, Sordariaceae. The transcript has 5 exons. Bases 113 to 871 code for a protein of 252 amino acids.
CCGGACUCUCUACUCCUCAUCCAUCUGAACGGGGACUGACGGUCGCGGAUUACCUACUAUCCCAAUUCACGCGAGACGGAACCCUUUGCCAACAUCAGAAAACACCAAAGAGAUGGCGUUCUGGGGUCACAUUGCGGAAUGGGGCGCGAGCACCGUUGCCCCAGCUGUGGUUGGUCUUGUGAUGAACGCCAAAGAACAUGCCGAGCAGGUUGGCGGUCAGGCUGCGGAAUGGGCAGCUAAUGAGGUGGCUCCUCGUGCGGUCGGCCUUGCGAUGGAAGCGCAGAAGCAUGCUGAACAGGUCGCGGAAUGGGGUGCAAAGGAGGUUGCUCCUCGUGCUGUCGGUCUGGCAAUGGAGGCACAGAAGCAUGCUGAGCAGGUGGCUCCCGCCGUUGUUGGCCUUGCCAUGAACACCAAGGACCAUGCCGAGCAGAUCUCCGGAGUUGUCGCCCACUGGAGUACCCACCACUUCGUUCCUGCUGCCAGCGGAUUAGCUCACAACGCUGCGGAAGUUACAAAGAACGUGGAACAGCAUUAUGAGCAGGCCUCCCCAGCCGAACGAUGGAUCACACGUGUAAUAGUCACCGCUAGCCUGACUGUGGUCGCCGAAGGUUUUGGUAUACCACUUCCCAAGUUGCUCAUCGGUCCCAUCCUCGAUGCUGCUGGCUUGAGUACCGGUAAAGCUGCCGAUGGUCUGACUGCAGAAUCAGGCGCUGCUCAGGUAUCGCAGCCACGUUCAGUUGUGGCAUCUUUGGGUCCUGACGCUGGGGCAACCCGGAAAGAAAUGGGAAACGACGCGAUCGGUACCUGGUUGACAGUCGCAGCGUUUGCACUUUCUCUUGAAAACCUUGUCGGGUUCACGGCAUGGUUAUAGCUGAGUGAAUUCUGAAGGAGGAAUUAUGUAAAGGUUGGCAGGCACUCCCAUUUACAAUUGCUGGCUCGGCCCUACCAAUUUCCCCCGCUAUUGACUUCAAGACAGUGGCAGUCCUUUUUUUUCUUUUAAUAAAAAAAUUUUU